Messenger RNA from Anopheles aquasalis, 5263 nucleotides. RefSeq lists its product as uncharacterized. The record is from RefSeq and is a predicted model, not a curated record. Lineage: Eukaryota; Metazoa; Arthropoda; Insecta; Diptera; Culicidae.
GGUUCGCAAGCAACGCAUCUACAGCAUGCUUCAGUCGAAUCUCAUUCUGGAGUAUUUUUCAGCUCAAAACUUCGUAAUUGGCAUUUCAAAUUGAGCGAAACAUUUAUACAGCAUGACUCAGAGGACAAUCGCAUGAGAGAGUUGGUCGGCAGAAACAGUGAUAGACAUUCAUAUAGCCGCACCUAAAGAUACCUUCUAAUAUGAGUACCGAAACGAAUAAAACAACCACCUUGAAAGCAGUGAAGACCGGCAGAGCCGCGCCAACGAAAACACCCCCUAACACUCAUCACGGAACCGAUUAUCAACUCAAAAUCACGCUCUGGAGUUUGCUGAUUGUAAAACUAAAUAAUUCCAACGGCAAGUACAGUAAUUGUUCAAUCACCGCCGAAGAUCCGCUGGGAGGCAAGUUCGACGAUACGGUGCUGCAAUUCCCAUUGCUAGACGGCAGCAACCAAGCAGUCUACAUUCAAGCAAAGCACAAACAUGAUACUAAAUACCGAAUUACUAGUGGUGAUCUGCUUGCAGCAUCGGAUAAAGCAUUUUCGAUCAAGAUGUACUUUGAAUCAUUUCGUGAAUUACAUAGCCAAGGGAAGACAAACGGUGCAUGGUUCGUGGUGUGCACCAACGCUGGCGUAUCGCCGGAUGCAACGAAAGUUUUGGAAAAUGUUGUGAAUUCAUCGACAGAUGAUAUCACUGCCAUUUUCAAUCGUGUAAAGGAUGCAAAAAAUUAUCGAUUUCAUAAAGAGAAGCUUCGUAAUAUUGAACCAUUUAAAAGCUUCUUUGCCAACUUGACGAUCGACAACGAUGUUCUCGAUCAAUUCUUUGGAAAAUUUCUAUUGAUAAGCAACAUGAAAGGAACCGAGAUCAACAACGAUGUCAUCAAGCUCUGGCGACACAUGGACGUUCCAGGUAGUUCGUUAUUUACGCAACAGAUGGGAUUAAUUGAACAAGCGAUCGCUCUGGAUCAUUUAUCGAACGUUGCGUGGACAAUGACCAAAUUUUCGAAAACGAAAUCUGAAACUGACAUCGAGGACAUCUGUCAAACAAUCGUACGUAAUUUAUACUUCCUACAGCUAAAAGGGGCCACUAGCAUCUUCUGCAAGAGCUUUGAAAAUAAUGAUGUUAGAAUCAAAAGUGAGGCUUUAGAACAAUCGAAGGCUUAUAGGGCAUGUCUGACUGGUGGAGUGCAUGAGUAUUGCUCAAUGCUUGACACAGAAGUGAGCUGCAACAUAAUGUUUCAAAUAGUCCAGUUGGUUAAAUCUGAAUGUUUUUCCACCAAUUCGAAACCCGAGAUGGUUAAGCCAGAAUAUAUUUUCACCGACGCUAAAACCUAUUCGAAGAUAGCAAGUGUUAUCAAGGAUAUUUUUUGCUUUUUAGAAUGUACUUUGGUGUUAGUUAUUGUUUGCGAAGAAGAUAUCGCGACCAUUUCAAGAAGCGUCGAAGAGUUGUUUAAAGACAGCGAGACCAAGUCUAAAAAAACGGUUAUUCUCAUUACGACGAGCGAGCGCAAAAAUAAUGAGGAAGAAUUUCGCGUAUCCGAUCUCACAGAACAAGCAAAGCAGAGGGUCUUUGAAAACUACUCGCAAAUGAAGUUGUUUUAUGCUAAAGUACCAUUAGUAAAGUGGAUAACAGAAGUGAACAAUUUGGCAUUUGCAAUUAAAUUGAUCAAAACAGCACGGUCUGAACAAUCCAACACACAUCCGUGUAUAAAAAGUUUUGAGAAUAUCGAAUCACUUUACAUUCAUCGACGCUGUAAGAUAUCCUCAAUCAAUGAUCGUGACAAUAAUUCAUGGUCAGAAACGUUUUUCGAUUGUGCUGACUAUAAGCAAAAAAAGCUGAGUCAUUUUAAGAAACCUAUUAGUUUCAAGACACUAGCUGAAGAAAUGGGAUUACACGAAGACUUUUAUCCCAGUAAUAACUAUAAUCACAUCAUGCAGGAGGCUACUGAAAAAGUCUAUUCUCCCCCUCCAGGCAUGGACAUGGACACUUCCGAUCGGGUGAUCAUAAUCUUGGAGGAAGCAGGAUUCGGAAAGACUACCUACAUGACCUGGGUGGCCUGGUACUACGUUGUCCAUCGACAGCGUAGCUGGGUUAUUCGGCUUAACGCGAUCGAAUAUUCAUUCGAUUUUAAGCAAACCCUCGAAGAUCAUGGUCCAGUGUUAGAUAACAACAAGGCAGUAAGGAUACUUUUUCAGCUAAUAUAUUUGGCACUAUCUAUACCCAAUCUCACUAUAAAAACGCCACAGGAAACAGAUUCUGAGAAAAGGAAAGCGAAAAGAUGGGCCGAAUGUUUAACGUUAUCUAAGGGUAAAGUGGUGGUGAAUUGUGCCAGAGAUGCAUCCGUUGAACAACAAAUCGCGCUGAGAGUUUUUAAAGAGAAGUUCAACGAACAGGGAAUAGUGCUGUUAUUCGAUGGAUUUGAUGAGAUCGUUCCGCACUACAAGGAUCUGCUAUUGAACUUCUUUUCACACAUUGCUAAGUUUAAAGGAAUCCAUAAACUGUACUUCACUAGUCGUCCGUACAACUUCAUAGAUGAGCUAAAAGAUGCAUUUCAAGUCAAUAACAUCUAUAGAAUUGAAACUUUAUCCAUUCAGGAUCAGUAUGCGUUUCUACAUAAAUAUCUUGGGAGCAACUUCGAGGGGUAUGAAGGGUGCGUAGGUACUAAGCGCAAUAGCUUGUGGGAGAUAUUACUUGAAAUUCUUAAGACCAUUCUUGGCGAGUUGCUGCCUAUUCCAUUGUUCUUUAGAAUGGCCUUAGAUAUACUGACACCACGUCUGAGGGAAAAAAUCAACUUUAUAAACUAUACUAUUUCACCUACAUUAUUCCAAGAAUUGCAAACUAUGUUUGGUCGUUCACGAAUUCUAGAAGCAUUUGUGAAUAUAAAGCUGGCUAUUGCAAACGACAAGAUAUUGGAAUCCUGUCUGCUGAAAAAUGCAGAAGCCACAGCGCAUGCACAAAUAGACGCGAAGAAACUGAAUGAAUUGAAGAGGAACGAUCUUUCACUGCUAGCGAUUUAUACCAUAUUUCCAGACUACCAACUGUUGACACGACGAGAGCAGCAACAGUGCGAACAGUAUCUGAAUGAAAUUGAAGACGGAACUGAAAAGUCCGGCAUCGUCGAAGGUGUUCAAGGUGGAGUACCACUGUGGAUUCACCGCAUGUUUGCCGAAUACUUUGCGGCGCACUGGCUUUUCGAAAAUAGAGAUCGGCAUGAAGUACGAUUGUUUUUCAAAUCAAAAUCCUAUUGGGACCUUCGAAACAACGAAGUAAGAAAGAUAUUUGACGAGAUCGCUAUCCGCGACAUCGAUGGCAACGAUAGUCCAGCGCAUCUUGCAAUUCUUCGAGAUGACACAAUUAGAUUGAAGAACGCGCUGACAAAUAAUGAACAUCUGCAGACAGACGCGAUAGGAAGGACACCAUUGCACCUUGCCAUACAGUACUUUGGCAAUAGGCGAUACAGAAGACAUCCAGAAUGGUUCAUGUGCCUGAUGGAGUACCUUGAAGAAAUGAAUACUGCGCAGAAAUUUCUUAUCAUCGAUGCGACAGCGACGGAAUGAUGCGACAGCGACGGAAUCAUCGACAGCGACGGAAUGAUUAACUAUCUGCUAAAAAAUAAUGCUUCCAUAAAUGUCACAGCGUUAUCGGAGCAAUUACAAGGACACGAUCCGAGCGAUUUCAGCGAGAAACUUGCGCGUUAUGACAAGUAUGUGAUGGAAUUCGCACAUGACAUCGACAAAGAUAAGCCUCGAUUCCCUCAUAGUGCAAAACAGAUUGAAACCAUGCGUACGGUUUGUAAUAAUGUCAUUAAUCACAUUCAAAACAAUCAUAGCGAAUGGUUUGAAGCAAACAAAAUCAACAUACUGUUGAUGUGCGCCGAAAGGGAUUCGGUAUUACUGCUUCGCAGUUUGCUGGCAUCUGAAACUGACCUUAUAACUGCCUCUAAUCAAGCCACAAUCAUUGCGGAAGCACUCGAACAUUAUUCCUUCCAUGUUCUUGGUUUCCUUAUUCACGAACAUAAAAUUGAUGUUUCGGAAGCGAUCGAUGCGCAUCACACCCACAACCUGCUUGAGUACUGUGUCGAAAAUGAAUAUAAAAAAUGGUUUGCCUAUUUCCUCAAUCUCUGCAGCUCCGUAUUAAACAUCCCAGGUCGUACGCGUUGGGACGCAUGUGAUUCGAAGAUGGUUGAGCUACUGUCCUCUGUAUCGGUUCCCCUUCCGGCAAGGGCUCAUUUUCGGAUUUCGAGCAUCAAAUUAGUGGAAAAGGUUGAUUUUGAACAAAGCUCUGUGCAGCGCUAAAAAGCGUGGCUGUUCUCAGUCGCUGACGCUAUUCGACUCUCCUUUAUUCAUGGUUUUUCUAGCCCCUUGUCAGAAGUUCUCUCUCACUCGUAGGUGAGCUACUUGUGGCCGCUCACAGGCUCUACCGAUAGCUGCCGCUAUCGGUAACACUCUGUGAUAGGGUACGGUUCUAUCAAGCACCUUCAGCAUUUUAUCAAUACAGUUUUAGUAGCCAUCGAUGUGCGAUUUGUUUAUGCACUCUUAAAUCGAGUAGAAUUCUUUCGUCAUUCACGCAACGUUUUCAAUGCGCUGAAAAUUGUGCUCGAUAGAACCGAAAACGUGUACGAUAGUGACGAAGAGGGUCGUAACCUGUUGCACCGCAGCGCGCAGUUGGGUCUUUUCGAAGUGGUCAAAUAUUUGAUCUAGCAAAAACAGUUCAAUGCAACGACCGUGAAUUCUCGUAACAAUUGGAACGCAUUUCACUAUUGCGUUUCGGUACCUUUUGAUAAGUGGGCGGAUAUAUAUGAAGAAGCAUGGUGCGAAUCAUUCCAAUACAUGAUGAAGAACAGUGCCAUCAAUGUGUUGGAUGCAGCAGGAAAAAACGUUUUCCAUUUGGCGGUCGUCAAUAAACACUUCGAUAUUGCCAAGCACAUUUUGGAUAUGGUUUUAAGAACUACCCGUGCUAAGAAUCGGUCCCUACAACAGGAAGAGUACAUAGAGUCGUCAAACCUCAGUGGUAUGAAUGAAUGUACCCUUGAAUUCCUUGAUUUUUUAGCAUUUUGUGAGCUUCAUACAAAAAAAAUAAUUCCCCAAAUUCCCCAUUUUUUUUGUAUAGAGCGUGCGGCUCAUACGCUUAGCUUUGUUCUGUGUACGCUAUCAUCUGGACACUCCAUAAUAAAUGAAUAUUGUAUACGGUUAGAAUUAUUUAUACGUUAGACGGGACGUUAGACGUUUAUAACGAGAAAUAUAUAUUUCAAUGCAACUAAUUU